AGAAUCGUAGUUAACAUGGAGGAACUGGUGUAAGAGUGAAAAUGGAUAUUUCGACUUACGCAAGAUGACGUCCAUUGAAAUCCAUUAAGGGCUACUAUUGGUAUCUAGAGUUAACUCGUAACUGGACCUGUUAUGCAUAUCUAUACAUUGGUGCACCGUUUAAAAUUAGGGCUGUAAUUAAUGCUUCAUGUGACAAGUUCAAGUUUUGCAUGCUUGACUGAGCAAAAGGGAAACUGGUCUGUAAGGUCAAUUAUACUUGAAAACAUCUUGGAUUUCUCAAGAAGAGAGAAGGCAACUUGUUCUUUUUUUAUUGGUGUUUGAUUCUGAACUUAUACACUGUGUGGGAAAACAUUUUCUUGAAAGCAAUUAAAAGGAGAAACUCAUAAUUGUUUUUAAACUUCUGAGUACUUUCAAGAUCAUGAAGAGACCAAAUAAACAUCGACAACUCCAAUUCUUCAGCCUCUUUAGUAGGAAACCUAAAUCAAAGUCAAAGCUAGAAAUGUCCACAGUUGCUGUUGAUGGAGUACAUCAAAAGCCAGAAAGUGAGGAUGAGAAAAAGCUGCCCUGCGCCAACAAGACGAUUCAUUCCUCCACAUCAGCCAGCAAUGAACAGUUAUUGGGCACUUUAGAGUGUCCACUCUGCCUUCUCAGCCAGCCCCGAUCCCACUUCCCAGAGAUUAUCUCCUGCCAUCAUCGUUCUUGUCUGGAUUGCUUACAACAGUACCUGAAAAUUGAGAUUUCUGAAAGCAGAGUUAACGUUGCCUGUCCAGAAUGUUGCGAGUUGUUUCAUCCAUCGGAUAUUCGUAUGAUUCUAAACAAUGAUGCUUUAAUGGAAAAGUAUGAAGAAUUUAUGUUGCGAAGGUUCCUCGCGUCUGAUCCAGAUGCCCGUUGGUGCCCUGCGCCUGAUUGUGGUUUUGGAGUCAUUGCCAGUGGAUGUGCAACCUGCCCAAAGCUGAUAUGUGAGCGUUCAGGCUGUGCCACAGAAUUCUGUUACCACUGUAAACAGCUCUGGCAUCCGGACCAGACCUGCAGUGAGGCUCGAAAGCAAAGAGAUGCAUUCAUGGCUGGAAUAGAAAAACACUCUACCUCUCUUAUUAAUAGUGAAGAAUCAGACAAUGCUGAAGAGAUCAAGCCUUGCCCCCGAUGUGGUGCUUUUAUCCUGAAAAUGAAUGAUGGGAGCUGUAACAGGAUGACAUGCGCUGUGUGUGGCUGCCAGUUCUGCUGGCUGUGUAUGAAGGAGAUCACAGACUUGCACUACCUCAGUCCCUCUGGUUGCACGUUCUGGGGAAAGAAACCAUGGAGCCGGAAAAAGAAAAUUCUCUGGCAAGUGGGCAUGUUGGUUGGUGCUCCAGUUGGAAUUACUUUGAUUGCUGGCAUUGCUGUUCCCUUUAUGAUGGUUGGGAUCCCUAUCUAUGUAGGCCGAAAGAUUCACAGCCGUUGUGAAAAUAAUAAGGUAUCAAAACACAGGAGACGACUUGCUGUCGCUGGAGGAGUAGUUUUGUCCAUUAUUGUAUCCCCAGUCUUAGCUGCUGUGACAGUGGGUAUUGGAGUACCAAUCAUGCUUGCCUAUGUUUAUGGUGUUGUCCCAGUAUCUCUGUGUCGCAGUGACUGGUGUGGAGUUACUACUGCAAAUGGGAAAGGAGUGAAGAUUGAAAUAGAUGAAGAUGUUGCUUCUGUUAAUGAGCCAAGACCAAGACUACAUAACCACAGCAUUAGUGGAAGCAGUGUUCAAGAGGUGACCAGUGGACUGAGUGUGAGCGGCAGCAAUCUAGACAGAGCAGGCGUCAAACUAGAAAACGACCAAUCGGCAAGCACUGUGGCAUUAGCAGGGAGCAUGCUCAGUACAGAACACGAUGCCUCAAACAGGGAAGGAAAAAACAUCGAGGUCCACGUGGACAUUGAAACUGAGCCUGGGGGUGUCAAGGACCGAAGCAGCAGCAGUUAUUUGUCUGUUCACAGUUUGUCUAUGGAAUCACCACACUGCUCAAGGGAACUAUUGUGUGGGACCAGCCCAAACACAGAGCGGAUCUCCAUUCAGACCUGUGUGUGAAGGAGUUUAAAUUAUGUUCUUUUAAAUUCGAAAUUCAGUGCUUCUACCCCCUAAAAAUGCCAAGAUAUAUACUAGUAUGGUGGAAUAGCUGAGUUUUUACACUAAUAAAAUGCCGAUCCACUAAAUUUAUUAAAAUACUCUACCUACUUGCCUCGAUACCUGUAAAUGUUUUGUCUGACAUUGCAGCUCUUUCAUCAGCCCUUAGCCCUUAGAGAACAUCCAACAGGUCUUGAGUGUUUUUCUUUGGUACACCAUCAAAAAAAGGGUAACUUUUUUUUCCUAAAAGUUUGUGACCAAGUCUAACUAUUUAUUUGACCACCAUCCCCAUUUACCUCUUUCCCCAAUUCUUUUUAGACUUUAGACAUAUCAGGGCUUUUUUAGAAUCUGGAACUUGUUUUUUGUUCAAGAAACAAAAACUAUCUGAGGUUCUCCCCCCUCCCACCACAUCGUGAAGUGGUGGAUUUUUCACAGAAUUGAAUCUGCGAUACGUUUUGGAUUAUACAAAAUAACUUUCUAAAAUGCAUUCAAAAUGUUGCUGCGGUGUUCACUGAAUUGUCAUGAUCUUGCUUCCCCUAAAAGAUGAUGUGUAGUUUUUGGCCCCAUUCUAUGUACAAUGGUUGAUGUCUAGCUCAAAUAAUUGUGAGAAAUGCGGUCGGUGGAGUACAGGGAUAGUAAAAACUAUCUUUCAAUUAUUUUGUUGCUGUCACUUUACAUUUGCUUUAACUGUAAUGAAUAUGAACUCAUUCCUAAGGCCAGCCAUUUAUCUGUCUUUUCAAAUGUUCUCUGAGUCCAUCCUGUAAGCAUUGAGCAAAUGUGGGUGGUAACUUAUCUCACACAUCUAACCUGUCAUUUACGUAACCACUCAAUCUAUUAGCCAGUUUCAAAUGUCUAUAAAUAAAAAUGGCGAUGAAUGAGAAUAAGUUCAACAUUUGAAUAUAAUGUAUGCUUCAAGUAUUCAUAAAUUGAAGUAUUUGAUAAAAUAUUGUGUGCUCUUGAGAAUGGCCUAUAUAAAGUGUUACAGUCAGCACUACAUGUAAAAUGAAAAUUCUAUCAAACUCUUCAUAUACAGUUCACUGCAGCCUUUGAGAAGUCAUGCAUAAGUAUUUUGAUGGAGAUAUCUAAUGUGCCCCCAUCCAUUUUCUCACCACAAUUUUUAACACAAUGUCUGCCUAGUCUUGAGACAUGACAUAUGGCCUCUAAACAUAUUUUAACCCUUUGGGUUAAGAUGUGACAUUUUGUGAGUGUUCGAUUGCUGGGAAUUUCUGGGACUUGAAUUGACACCCAGGCUCCUUUCGCAUUGAGUGAUUAACAAUCCAAGUAAACUCUUUCUGAUGAACCUGCAUUGAAGCUUAAACUUGAAAAGGAAAGUUCUGUUGUUAGACACAACAGUACAUUAACUCAAACUUUUCUCACCUUGCUAGGAAAAAAAUUGCCUCUCUUCACUGAGCAUGGACUUCACUGGUGUGUGACAUUGACAGCAGCUCUUAAGAUGUUCUAUUAAUGAAACCAGAUUUAUUGGUGUAAAAACUCAGUUGUAAGGUGUUUUUUUAAAAAAAAGAAGGCAAAUUUCACAGGCUGAAAAUGCUUUUUCUAAUCUUUACCAAUUGAGGGGGAAUUGUUUUGUGAAGUUCUAUGCUACUCUGACUGUAGAAGUAAUGCACAGUGAUUUUCUGAUUUUCUUCAGGAUUGAAUAUGCCACCUGGCUGUGGCUCAUCAAAGCCCCUGGAAUCCAGUUUAACCUUCUGCAUUCAGUUUCAAAGCUCAACCGCACUACACUGAAGCUAUAAUUCCCAAUACUGUGCAGUGACAAUUAUCUUCUGCGUGGAAUCAAAAAACGGGCUGAAAGACGACUGUGCAGUCUCUGCUGGCCAAGUCUAGGAUUGCACUAGCAAUGCAGUUAUUUACCAAGCUUGAAGCUGCAAUGCAAUGCCAAUGUUUAACCAGAAGUACGGUUAUAAGCAGUACAGAAUCUGAGUUAGCCUACCCUUUUCCAUAUGAUAUCGGAUAAGAAUUCUAUGAAGUAAUCCAGAGACCACAAAGUGCCAGAAAUGCUUAUGUUUGGUAUGUGGACUUUGUGUAGAAAAAUUGAUUUAGAAUCAACAUUAAGAGACCUAAAUAAUUAUAGGAUUGUGCAGAUUAAAGCAAAAGCUACAGCAAACAUUAACAUGAAGCAACCGCAUGUCAACAUCUGAGUGCAUAAUAGCAGCAAAUAAGUUAAUUCAGUAUUAUUGCAUCCUAAUUACAGUAUAUUAAAAUGUGAAACUUUUAACUUGAUAUCUGCUAGAAGAGAACAUUAUUUGAGUUGGGAACCCAGGUAAUCUUUGUUAUAUUAAUUGGUGCAUGCUGGUUUCUGUGCUCAAAGUCGUACAUUCUGAAAUGUCAGGGCUGCAGGAAUUCAGCAUGUUUUCUAAGAGUGGAAAACCCUUAUUUUGCAGCCAUAUUGGAUAAUGCACAAUGAUUGCUUUUUAUGUAAGACACUGAUUUCAUAACUUAAAGGAGCAUUCCUCCAUACACAGAUCAUCAGGCACUGAACGACUACUGUGUGUAUUGGUAGAUGCAAAAAUCUUAAACAUUUUAGCAGCAUUGCUCUUGUUGCACUUUGGAUUUUAAGAAUUGCGAAGCUCCACAAAUUGCAUUAGUAGGACUGGCCUGCUGUCUGGACAAACUCUGCAUGAAUCACAUUGAAGCCACUGUUGCUUUCAGGUUACCUUGGCACAAGGAAAGGGAAAAUCCUGACUAAAAUAACAGGUUCAUGAAAAUCAAGUCCGCAAUGUCCUAAAUAUAGUGGGCAUUCUUAAACGUAAAGAUGCUGAUCUUUUGUUCAUAAUCAUUCAUCAGGAAUAACUUGAGUUAAUUUAAGGAUUUUUAUUGUCUGUUAUGAAGGAAUGCUCCUCUUAAAAUGCAUGAUCUGUGUACCUUCCAUUCUUGCAAAUGUAAAACACAACCUUUAAUCUUUUUGAUCUGAUUUUCUCAUUAUAAAUUGUAAUCCCAUUGUUUGAUACCUACAUUACUAUCAUGCACAUGUCCAUAUGGCAGAUUAGGUGUUCAGAUUUAUUGAAGGAUAGUGUUGGGUCUAUGGUACUCGGUAUUGUAACUUGUAAGUUGCUCCUUUUUAUUGUGAUAUAAUGAUAUGUGGAACUAGGUUGAGUACCUGUUACAUGAUUUAAGAAUGGAUGAUUCCCGUCAUGUAGAAUAUUAUGCUGAAUCUCUGCCAUAAUAUAUAGUGGGUAACAUGAUACAAAAUCUGAAUUGACAGAACUUUCAUGUAUCAAAAUUGAGUGAGAAAAAUGAUUAGAACUUAUGUCCACAUACCUACCGCAGCUGAUGGAAGUUCAUUGUUGAGUUUCAUCUCGAUAGUUUUGGAGCUGUUCAUUGUUAUAAUGCCUUGAGUUCUUGAAUGAUGUACAGUUGCAAUUAAUUCUAUAUCUGCUGAAUUUCAUUUAUUUCUAUCUGUAUAAGAACAUGAUCCACACCCUAAAGUUCAAAAAUGUGAAUUUUGAAGAUGAACUUUACUGUUUUUUAAAAUGAUGCUUGCUUUGGGGAAUUAUAUCCAUAUCAGUAUAACGUUAUAUCAAUAAUGCCUCACUCCCCAAGACAUCAAAAUAAAUUCCAGCUUGGAUAAGUGGGAUGGACAUUCUGCUGUCUCCCAACUGUUCAGGAAAUGAGAGUAAUCGGCUUGAACAGUCCCGAUUCAGCUCUUCGUUCACAUGACCCUAUUGCAUAGAACCACCUCGGAAUGUAUCAGAAAUUCAAAGACAUUCAAUAAGGUUGGGGUUGAGGAGCAGUAUCGGCACCAAAAGGGAAUUACUCUGAUUUUAAUCUGAGCACUGGAUAGUGGUAUCACUGGUUAUAAAAUUCAAAAUAGUCUUCUCUUUCCCCCUCCCCAUCCCCUCCAACAUGGACACCAUACAUCAUGGUCACAGUAUUCAUGAUUUGAUUCCUAAUACCCAAAAUAUGUUUUACUUUCCAUCUUUUCAGGUAACAACUCGGUCUUGUUUGAAAUGCAAGCUUGUUACCUCUAUCUUCAAACCGGUUUCAGCUGACUUAACAGAAUAUUUUGCUUCCUCCCCUCGUCAGUUCAGAACUGGUUAUGCUUCUGCUCGUGAAUUCUUACCUCAGUAUCUUUAAACCCUCUUUCAUUUCAGAUUUUGUUUUACUAAAAUUCACAAGAACUAGCAUGUAAAACAUUAUUGCACAUUUAUAAAUCAGGUUAUUUUAAAUUCCUAGAUUUAAAUUAUUUUGAGAUGUUUUGAAAACUUUAAAUUGAUAUGCUCGCCAAUUUCUUAUGAAAAUCUCUUCCGACUUGAUUUCGUUUGUCUUUACUUUCACUUAAGGAAGAUAAUGAUGUAGGCUGUAGCAUUUUCUCUGCCAAUACAUUCAUCAACAAUAUUUUUACAAAUCUUAACACUUAAAAGCAACACUUUUCUAUUUCCCCCCCAAAAAACAAGCAGUUGAUAAUGAAUUCCCUUUUCACAUCCACCUCUUCUCUCCCCCCUACCCCGGACCACAUUUUCACUUAGAAAAUGUAACCAUUCAUUCCUUUCCCUAUCAUCACUUAGAUUUCAAGAAUAAAAUCUUAAUCUAGAAAAUUGUUUACUUUUAAUAAAAUAAAACUUAUCCAUAAGCUAUAUAGGAAUAUGUUGUAAGUAAAUUGGAAUUCUUUUUUUCCUUUUUGAAAUUGAGUCCCAGGGGUGGGGUGGGGGGGAGAGCUUAGUGCGAUAAUUCUUUGUGAUCAUAAACUCUAAGCAUUGGUCUGUACUCUCCAUAAAUUUAAAUUACUUUAUCUUUUAAGCAAUCUUCUGGAAUUGUUUCACCUCUCCACUAUCAACUGAAGCGUCCUUAUGGGAACUUUCAAGUUAUGUGGAUCUAGUUGCUAAUCCAGCUCCUGAUGUACAAACGGGAAAUGGAAAAUUCACAUCAGCUCAAUUGGUAUCUAUAGGAGAACAUUGAGUUGAAGUUUCAUGUUGGACCCUUUAUCAGAUUUCCAAGAUUUGAAGUUUUGCUGAAGUAUUGUCCUAAAUUUGGGCCAGAUCAAAUUUACCUAAGUUUUUAGUUAUUUUUAAAAAUUGCCAAAGAGCACCAAUUUUUAAUUUAACAAACACAAACUUGCUCCAGAAGCACAUUAGAGUGGUGCACAAGCAGAAUACCAGUCAUUUGCAGCCAAAAUGCCACUAAAAUUUAUUUGUGCUUAAGCUAUUCUUUUUGAAAACUAUCCUUCGUAGCAUGUUUGUGUGAACUUCAACUAAUAUGUUGACUGCUUUUCGAAUGAUUUACAUGGCCACCUUUUGUUAGAAAUGCAUUUUACUUGGGAAUAUUUUUUAAAAUGUAAUGCCUUAUAUACUUAUACCAAGACUCGUGCAACAGAACAUUUGCCAGUCUAGAAAUGACUGUCUUUUGGGGGUGGGGGAGUGGGGAGAGGAUAUACUUUCAGACUUUUAUGGAACUAAAACUAUGUAAAAAUAUCCUUUUGAACAUUUAACUGUAGAAUAUAAUUUUUCCCCAAUUUUAUUCAUUAAAGAAAACUUAAAAGCA
This is a messenger RNA of Callorhinchus milii (elephant shark), 7582 nucleotides long. RefSeq names its product E3 ubiquitin-protein ligase RNF19A. The record is from RefSeq and is a predicted model, not a curated record. The coding region runs from base 419 to 2050 and encodes 543 amino acids. Gene Ontology annotation, biological process: ubiquitin-dependent protein catabolic process; positive regulation of proteasomal ubiquitin-dependent protein catabolic process; protein polyubiquitination. Gene Ontology annotation, cellular component: ubiquitin ligase complex; cytoplasm. The transcript has 9 exons. Gene Ontology annotation, molecular function: ubiquitin protein ligase activity; zinc ion binding; ubiquitin conjugating enzyme binding. NCBI's taxonomy places the organism in Eukaryota, Metazoa, Chordata, Chondrichthyes, Chimaeriformes, Callorhinchidae.